AUGCCAGCGUUCGGCUUGGACAUUGCCCAUCCUGCAUCAGUACGAACAUACCGAGUGACUGUGGCAACUGGGCAACAGUCAGUGGAGAAUUUGGACUCCAAUGUGCAUAUAAAUAUCUUUGGCAGUAUGGGUGAUACAGGCAUUCGAAGCCUACGCAAAAAAGGCGCGUUUUCACGAGGAAAGGUUGAUGAAUUCCUAAUCGAGGCGGUCUCCUUGGGGAGGCUGGAAAAGAUACGAAUCGGUCACAGUGGCAAAACUGUGACACCAACGUGGUUUUUGGACAGAGUGACUGUGGAAGAGGUGGGAAAUUCGGCCAACAAAGUUGUGUUUGAAGUACAUAAUUGGUUGGCUACUCGAGGAUUGGACGGUGUGUGCGAGGAGGAACUCUAUCCCACGCAGUGGACAGAAAGUGAGUUUGUAUAA
Messenger RNA from Hydatigera taeniaeformis, 423 nucleotides. NCBI's taxonomy places the organism in Eukaryota, Metazoa, Platyhelminthes, Cestoda, Cyclophyllidea, Taeniidae. The record is from the annotation of a GenBank genome assembly.